CAGUCUAGCUGAAGCGCAAGGGAUCUCUACCAGUGGGGUUGCCAUGGCACUCGUGUCACUUGGCAAGUUUGCUGACUUUUCUUGGGCUCACCUUAGUUUCUGCUUUGUAUGAGAUUGACAGUAGAUGUUUAAUUCCUGCAGUCUUUGCCCCUGCUCCAUCUUCCUGAUGCUCUGCUUGUCACAAAACAGUUUGUCAGACGUCUGUCUAGUGAACAAGAGAAACUUCCAGUCCCUCUCCUCUCCAGCCCUCGGGGCAACCAGAAGCAGGAGAGGAGUGUAACCUGAUGUUUUGAAGCUGGAUGAAACUAGCAGCUUGAAUUUAUUCUUUUUGUCCUGGCACACCUGAGAUCAGCUUGGAGAGCAUCUUUUGCAUUCUGGUGAUACGAGGAAGGGUCAUGAAUCUUUAGUCUCCUGCUAGCUUUUCGCCUGUAAACACUUCUGCAUACUUCUACCUGCGUCUGCUCUUGUCCCUUCAAAACCAGCUGCCGUGUCUUUUGCUUUGUAGUCAGUUAUAUUCUUUUGUAGUCCAGUCUGUCUGCAUUAGUCUCAUUCCUUCUCUCUCUCUCUUUCUGUUUUGGAUAGCAGAAUAAUCUAGUAACCUUUUAAGCAGAAGAUUAAUUCAUGUCUUAAAGAAUACAGUGUGGGAGAGAAAGGCAGAAGUGUCUCAUCAGGACAUGAGUAGGGAGGCGAUGCAGUUGCCAGUUCUAGUGUUGGUUGGCAGCUGUGGACCUGUGCUGGCUCAGUGCUUCUGGCUCAGACCUGGUGCAAAGGUGGCCUGUGUUUCUGGCUUGGUUCUGCCUGUGCCUUUGGUUGGAGUGGGGUCUGUGUGAGUUUAAUGCUUAAUGCCUAGUCUGCUCUGGGAAGAUUUGGAGCUGUUGGACAGGUGGGACUGAGAGCAGGGUUGUCGGGUAGUUGGCUUUGGGCUCUUGUGUGAGGACCUGGCUGGUUUUUAGCUUAUCCUUGUUAUUCAAUCCAGGUACGUCAACCUUCAAGAAAGGAAGAAGUGUAAAGCCAGCAUCCUCCCCAGCAAGUUUUGGUUUAGGUGUCUGUCUUAUGUCCGCUCUGGCAGCGGUGCAUGUGAAGAAUGACGUCGAGAGGUGCUGGGACUGCUUUCCCGAGGAAGAACUACAGGCUGAGCACUGAGCCAGAGAAGUCCAAGGUUACAGGCAUUGUGAACAGCAGGCUGCUGAAUGAUUAUCUGCAUCGUGUGUUUACCAAUGCUGAUGGGAACCAGCCUGCAGCUGCUUACAGAAAGCACCUGACUUUCCAGAACCUGCAGGAGCACCUUGACCGGUUGCUGGCAGAGGAGAAUGGCUCUGAAGACAGUCGAGAUCAGGUAGCAGAGGGACGGCUUGGUCCCUCCACUGUGGUGCUGGACCACACGAGUGGUUUUGAGGGGCUCCUGCUGGUCGAUGAUGACUUGCUUGGGGUGAUUGGCCACAGUAACUUUGGGUCUAUCAGGGCUACGACGUGUGUGUAUAAAGGGAAAUGGAUUUAUGAGGUGCUCAUCUCCUCCCAGGGACUCAUGCAGAUUGGCUGGUGUACUCUCAACUGCAGAUUCAAUCAGGAGGAAGGAGUUGGAGAUACACCAGAUUCGUACGCGUAUGAUGGAAACCGGGUGCGCAAGUGGAACGUGACAACGACCAACUACGGCAAAUCUUGGGCAGCAGGAGACAUUGUCAGCUGUCUGAUAGACCUUGAUGAGGGCACCAUUGCUUUCUGCCUGAAUGGCAUCUCUCUGGGAACUGCUUUUGAUAACAUCACAAGGGGUGCUGGCAUGGCCUACUUCCCUGCCAUCAGCCUCUCCUUCAAGGAGUCCGUCGCGUUUAACUUUGGAAGCCGUCCGCUCCGUUAUCCAGUGGAAGGUUACCGGCCCUUGCAAGAUCCUCCUGCUGCAGACCUGCUGAAGGCUCGCAAGCUGCUGGGCUACCUGAAGAAUGUCAUCCACAUCGGAAUAGAUGUGACAGAGGGGAAGCUGGUGGAGAAGGACACAUCCAUGUGGCAGCUGCAGGGAGAACCCACAGUGCUGAUUACAUUAGCCCACAUCUUCAAUUAUUUCUCACCUCUCAUGUGCAAGGUGUACCUGGUGGAAGAUGUGCUCAUGACCUUCCUGUUGAGUAUCCUUGAGCAAGGAGGGGCAGUGGAGGCUCAUCCCCUCAUUCAACAGUUGCUGGAUCUCAUGUGGCUUCUUAUGGAGGAGUAUGAAGUGCACGAGUGCCUCAAGCAACUACUGAUGUCCCUGCUGCGGGCUUAUAGGUUCUCCCCCAUCAUCCCAGACCUGGGAUUACAAAUUCACUACCUCCGCCUCACCAUUGCAGUCUUGAAGCAUGAGAAAUCCAGGAAGUACCUGCUCAGCAAUGUUCUCUUCGAUGUGCUCCGUUCGGUCGUGUUCUUCUACAUCAAGAGCCCCCUGCGUGUGGAGGAGGCUGGUUUGCAGGAGCUCAUUCCCACCACGUGGUGGCCAAACCGCUUCACCAAGGAGGGCAAGGAGAGUAAGGAGGUAAAGGAGGAGAGUGCUGAGGAGAGGCUGAGGCGGCGGGCGUACGAGCGAGGCUGCCAGCGGCUCAAGAAACGCAUUGAAGUGGUGGAAGGACUCCAGGUUCAGAUUCUAAAGCUACUGCUGAACAACAAGGACAGAGGAGGGGGGGAAGCCUCCAGAUACAUCUUCCUGAACAAAUUCCGCAAGUUUCUUCAGGAAAAUGCCAGCAACAGAGGGAACCUGACUGUGUUGUGCCCACCAGAGUACAUGGUGUGCUUCCUGCACCGGCUCAUCGCUGCCCUGCGCUGCUUCUGGGAUGGCCACAAGGCAAAGAGCCCCUCCGCUCUCAGCAGUGAGGAGGCAUAUGUCCCUCCUCAACUCUUCUAUAAUGGGAAGGUGGAUUAUUUUGACCUUCAGCGACUUGGAGGCCUCCUGUCUCAUCUUAAGAAGACUCUGAAAGAUGACCUGGCUGCAAAAGCCAAUGUCUUGAUUGACCCUGCGGAGCUGCAGGCAGUGACUAUGGAUGAUCUCGAUGAAGAUGAGGAGUCAGCAACAUCAGCAGCACAGUCUCAGCGUCCCUCUGCUGCCCUGGCCAUUGGAGGAGCUCUGGCCAGGCCUGGCUGGCUCAGCUCCCCCACCCUGGGCCGUGCCAACCGCUUCCUCAGCACAGCAGCCGUCAGCCUGAUGAACCCGCGGCGGCCGCUCGGCGCCCUGGAGAAGAUCAAAGUGCGCACGCUCAGCGUGGAGCAGCGCACAGAGGAGGACAUUGAAGGCAGCCAUGGAAACGAGGGUCUCUUGCUGGGCAGACCUCCAGAGGAGCCUGACCAGCCCAUCACAGAGAAUUCCCUCCUGGAAGUCCUGGAUGGGAUAGUGAUGAUGUACAACCUCAGUGUCCACCAGCAGCUUGGGAAGAUGGUUGGUGUGUCAGAUGAUGUGAAUGAGUAUGCCAUGGCACUGAAAGACACAGAGGAAAAAAUCAGCCGCUGCCCAAAGAGGAGGAGAGACAUCCACGAGGAGCUGCUGAAGAGCCAAAAGGUCUUCUCGGAGAAGCUCAAUCACCUCAGCCGCCGCCUCGCUUGGAUAAACGUCACCAUUUAUUCAAAGGAGAAGAUGCAGGAUAUCUAUUGGCUGCUGCGUGUCUGCAUCCGCACCAUCGAGCACGGCGACAGGACGGGCUCGCUCUUCGCUUUCAUGCCAGAGUUCUACCUCAGCGUGGCUAUGAACAGCUACAGUGCACUCAAAAACUACUUCAGCCCUGUAAAUAGCAUGGAGGAACUUCCAGGCUACGAAGAGACCCUGAUGCGCCUCGCUGCCAUCCUGGCCAAGCAUUUUGCUGACUCAAGGAUUGUUGGCACAGACAUCCGGGACUCCCUGAUGCAGGCCUUGGCCAGCUACGUCUGCUACCCGCACUCGCUGCGUGCUGUGGAGAGGAUCCCAGAGGAGCAGCGAAUCUCCAUGAUGAAGAACCUCCUGGCUCCCUAUGAGCAGCGGCCCUGGGCACAGACCAACUGGAUCCUCGUCAGGCUGUGGCGGGGCUGUGGCUUUGGGUACAGAUACACACGGCUCCCACACCUGCUGAAAACCAAGCCUGAGGAUGCCAGCCUGCCCAGCCUGCAGAAGCCGUGUCCCUCCACCUUGCUGCAGCGGCACAUGGCAGACCUGCUCCGCAGCGACCGCGACCUGGCCCCCAGCUUCCUCAACAGCGUCCUCAACCAGCUCAACUGGGCUUUCUCCGAGUUCAUUGGCAUGAUUCAGGAGAUCCAGCAGGCAGCAGAGCGCUUGGAGAGGAACUUUGUGGACAGCAGGCAGCUGAAGGUGUGUGCCACCUGCUUUGACCUGUCAGUCAGCUUGCUCAGGGUGCUGGAAAUGACGGUCACGCUGGCGCCAGAGAUCUUCCUCGACUGGAAUCGCCCAUCCUCAGAGCUGCUGCUCCGGAGGCUUGCGCAGCUCUUGAACCAAGUGCUGAACCGUGUGACAGCUGAGAGGAACUUGUUUGACAGAGUGGUCAACCUCCGCCUGCCAGGGCUGGAGAGUGUGGACCACUACCCAAUCCUCGUGGCUGUGACAGGGAUACUGGUCAGGCUGCUUGUGGACACUGAUGGUCAGGGGGCCGAGCGCGCGACGGCGGUGCUGCUGGCGGAUCCCUGCUUCCAGCUGCGCUCCAUCCAGUACCUGCUGGGCCACGCCGAGCCCUCGGCGCUGGCGGCUGCCGCCCCGGCCACGGACAAGCGCCAUUUCUCCCUGCACACCUACACAGAGUACAUCAGUACCGAGGAGCUGGCAAAGGUGGACAAGAUGCUGACCCACCUGAGCGAGGAGUCCAAGCAGGCAGCUGCCACCACACUGCCCACCAGCGAGGAAGACCUGUGCCCCAUCUGCUACGCACACCCCAUCUCAGCCAUCUUCAGACCCUGCUCCCACAAGUCAUGCAAAGCCUGCAUCAACCAGCACCUGAUGAACAACAAGGACUGCUUCUUCUGCAAGGCCACCAUCACAGGGGUGGAUGACUUCACCAAGCCAGCCAGCUCAUAGCGCCCAGCCCCGCACCACGGGCUCCCCGAGCUGAGCCAGGCAGUCCCCGGCCACAUGCUCAUGCUGCCCAGCCCCUGUGGGGGCACGAGGCUGCGGGGAGGGGAGAGGACGGCAGGCAGGAGGCCCAGUGCCAGGCUCUGAGGCCAGCAGAGCCCAGUGCCUGGCCCGCAGCAGCCUCUCUGGCCCACGGGCUGUUCUCAGGGAGGGGAGCCCGAGGCCUCGGCUCUGUGGCAACCCUGGGGCUGGGGGGCCAGGCUGGGCGUUCAGGCUGUUAACUUGCCCCUGGCUGGGGGCUGACAUCAUGAAAUGCAACAUUAAAUUAUUCUUCCUUA
Molecule: messenger RNA, 5343 nt
Organism: Colius striatus (speckled mousebird)
Lineage: Eukaryota; Metazoa; Chordata; Aves; Coliiformes; Coliidae
Gene: RNF123
Product: ring finger protein 123
Exons: 38
Coding region: 1085-5011 (1308 amino acids)
Cellular component (GO): cytoplasm
Molecular function (GO): protein binding; ubiquitin-protein transferase activity
Source: RefSeq, a predicted model, not a curated record